AAUAAACUUUGAGCGAAAACUUUUUGCCGCUCAACAGUUUUUUUUAUCCCGCUUACUAUGAAAUGGCGGAAUUACGGAAUUUUGAAAAAAUCGAAAAAGUUGGAGAGGGUACUUACGGUGUAGUUUAUAAAGCAGAAGAUAAAAGCACAAAAAAACUCGUAGCCUUGAAAAAAAUUCGUUUAAAAUGUGAAACAGAAGGGGUACCUAGCACAGCUCUUCGUGAAAUCAGCUUGCUAAAAGAGUUGGAACAUCCAAAUGUAGUUCGACUUGAAGAUGUUGUAUAUUCUGAUCAAAAACUUUAUCUGGUUUUCGAAUACUUAGAUUUUGAUUUGAAAAAGCAGCUCGAUCAACUUCCUUCUAAUGGUCUUUCUCUACGUGUUGCGAAAAGCUAUCUGUACCAGCUGUUGCGAGGUUUGGCAUAUUGCCAUUCUCGAAAAAUUUUGCACCGCGAUCUAAAACCUCAGAAUUUGCUUGUUGACAAUGAAGGAAAUAUUAAACUUGCCGAUUUCGGCUUAGCAAGGGCAUUUUCUCUUCCAAUAAAAGCCUACACUCAUGAAAUCGUUACUUUAUGGUAUAGAGCUCCAGAAAUCCUUCUGGGUGUUAAAGAAUACAGUACAUCCGUAGAUAUUUGGAGCUUAGGCUGUAUUUUUGCAGAAAUGCUCACUAAACGUCCAUUGUUUCCUGGAGAUUCAGAAAUUGAUCAAUUAUUUCGUGUGUUCAGGACCAUGGGUACGCCAGAUGAAGAAACUUGGCCAGGUUGUUCCAGUUUGAUGGAUUACAAACCAACAUUCCCUAAAUGGUUACCAAGGGAUAUUACUGCAACAUUACCCAUGCUUGAUAUGGAAGGUGCUGAUCUCCUUCUUAAAAUGCUUACAUAUCCACCAAUGAAACGUUUAUCAGCCAAGAAUGCUCUUGGCCAUCCAUUUUUUAAAGAUGUUACCGUCCCAAUUAGAGCUGUUUAAUUUAUUAUUAUUUAUUAUAUUUUAUAUUAUAUGUGUAUUUUAUAUGUGAUGAUGAUAAAGUGUAUGCAAAUGUGUAAUCCAUGAAAUUUGUAUUGUCUAUUUCUUAUUUAUCAUGUGUACUUCCAUUCAUUGUAAAAAAUGCCAUUAAUUCAUUGUGAUGUAUUUAAA
Messenger RNA from Argiope bruennichi, 1130 nucleotides. Its product is annotated as cyclin-dependent kinase 2-like. The record is from RefSeq and is a predicted model, not a curated record. Gene Ontology annotation, molecular function: cyclin binding; cyclin-dependent protein serine/threonine kinase activity; ATP binding. The transcript has a single exon. Bases 63 to 962 code for a protein of 299 amino acids. Lineage: Eukaryota; Metazoa; Arthropoda; Arachnida; Araneae; Araneidae. Gene Ontology annotation, cellular component: nucleus; cytoplasm; cyclin-dependent protein kinase holoenzyme complex. Gene Ontology annotation, biological process: signal transduction; regulation of G2/M transition of mitotic cell cycle; regulation of gene expression.